Messenger RNA from Lolium perenne, 3014 nucleotides. RefSeq names its product protein FAR1-RELATED SEQUENCE 5. The record is from RefSeq and is a predicted model, not a curated record. Gene Ontology annotation, molecular function: nucleic acid binding; zinc ion binding. Lineage: Eukaryota; Viridiplantae; Streptophyta; Magnoliopsida; Poales; Poaceae.
UUCCUUUUGCUUUCCCUCCGCGAGCAAUUUCGAGGCGGCCAGCCGGCGAGGCAAUGGCGGAAACAAGCACCGGCGACCACGGACUCAGUUCUAGGCCCAGCCCACUUUUGCUAUGGGCUGCAAGCAGUGGUACGGUGGAUGCAUCCAGGGCUUGCAUCGUUGGUGGAUCUACAGAAUUGAGCAGCGGUUCAGGCCCUUGCAUCUCUGAGAGCUCAUGCGGCGGCGCCGGCGCCGCCAGCUUCGAGGGCGGUGGUAAGGGCAGCGAUCCAAAUCUAGUCGGAGAUGAUUCGAGGUGCCAAGGAAGCCUCUCCGCGGGCUCACGCGGUGGCGGCUUCGAGGGUCACGGCCGGGCUGUCGCGGGGUGGCACUUAAGCCUAACUGCGAGUUCAUGCGGCGCCGGCUCCGAGGGUGCUGGCCGAGCAAGCGAGACGGAAGCAGCUGUAGCUGCUCCGGGCUGGCAGCGUAGGGUGCAUCGUGGUAACAUUCCAGAAGGUAGAGACCCGGAUGCUGGAAGGGUUAGUGCAUUGGAGAGUGCAAUGAGGGGAUUUGCGGAUAGGAAUACCGACUUUGUGAUUGAUCCAUCCUUAGGAACUGAAUUUGACUCCUUAUCUGAGGCAUAUGACUUCUACAACCUAUAUUCUUGGGAAAUUGGAUUUGGUAUUAGGUAUGGGCACAGCCGGAAGAAUGUUGCUGGCAGCAAGACAGUGCAGGAAAUAAUAUGCGGUUGUGGGGGUAAACCUCAGAGAAGCAACAACACUUCAGUUUGCUGUGAGUGCCCUGCUCGUAUUGUGCUCCGUAGAACAGAUGAUCAUGGAUGGUACAUCAGUGACCACAAGAGCGGCCACAACCAUCGUUUGUCUGAGACUUGUGCAGAGAAGAGGAACUGGCCUUCACAUAGGAAUAUUGAUAAGUACACAAAAGAUCUGAUUCGACAUUUGAGGGAGAACAAUGUAAACCUGAACAAGGUGUAUUGUGUUAUAGGCAGUUUCUUCGGAGCGCUUGGUAAGGUUCCCUUCAACAAGAGAUCUCUACGCACUCUCUGUGCUAAGAUUAACCAUGAACAUUCUGACGAUGAUGUCCUGAAGACCAUGGAGGUUUUUCGGGAAAUGAGGGCACAUGAUCCAGAAUUUAUCGAUAGUGUUCGCGUCGAUGGUGAUAGUCGAGUGAAGGCAUUGAUGUGGAUUGAUGGUAGGAGCAAGAUGCAAUACAAGCACUUCGGAGAUGUUAUAACCUUUGAUACAACAUACCGGACAAAUCUCUAUGACAUGCCUUUUGGACUGUUUGUUGGGGUAAACAACCACUUCCAAAGCAUAGUACUUGGUGGUGUGUUGCUCCGCGAUGAGACAAUUGAGAGCUUCAAAUGGGUCUUCACUGAAUUUGUAUCUCUAAUGGGUGGGAAGCCUCCCAUGACAAUCCUUACAGAUCAAUGUCGUGCAAUGGAGGUAGCAAUUGAAGAUGUCCUUCCAGACACCACACAUCGCUGGUGCAAGUGGCAUGUUCUUAGGAAGGCAAAGGAACGCCUUGGCCCAGUUUAUUCCAAGAAUAGUGGUUUUAGGGAUGAGUUCCACAAAAUUAUAAACAGCAUGCUAACUACACAUGAGUUUGAGUGUGCUUGGGGUUUUCUGAUUGAAAAAUAUGGUUUGCAAAAUCACCCGUUCUUGACCCAGAUAUAUGAGGUACGCAGACGGUGGGCGAAGCCGUAUUUUAGUGGCAAGUUUUGUGCAAUGCAGACAAGCACUCAACGGAGUGAGAGCGCGAACCAUAUGCUCAAAGGCUAUGUUCCACCUGGCUCAUCAAUGAACAUGUUCGUUCGGCAAUAUGCUAAGCUGCAGUUUGACCGCGAAUCUGAUGAAAGUUUUGAGGAGAAAAGGACUAAAUUGGCGGGGUUUGUGCUACAAGUCGGGGUGCCAAUUGAGCUACAUGCUAGCAAGUUGUACACUGCGGCAAUGUAUGAGCUGUUUCGUAAAAUCAUCUUCGAAUCCGGUGCAUAUGUCGUGGAAGUGGUGGUGCCUAAAUUAAAAUAUAUUGCAAGGCAUGUGCAAAGUGAGAGAAGGGAGCGUUGGUCGAAGGUUUCAUUUGAAGUUAAUGUUAGUGGCGAUGGAGAUGCAUACAACUGCGAGUGUGGGCAAUUUGACCACACGGGCUUGCUUUGUUGUCAUGCUUUACGGGUGAUGAUAAACUUAGGUGUUCAGGAGAUCCCUAAGCAUCAUAUCAUGAAGCGCUGGACGAAGAAUGCUAGAGACAUCUUGCCUGAACACCUUGCGCACUAUCAGAAGGACAGUGGCCCUGCUAGAUCUCAGACUUUUCGUCAUUCGACUCUAUACAUUUCAGCGCUUCAGUUGGUGAAGAUGGGUGAUGCCAAUGUUCAGAGCUACCAUGUUCUGAUGGCAUGCUUUGCAGAUGCUAAGUCAAAGCUUGCAGAGAUAAGUGCUGAGCAGGAUGGUAUGAGCUUGGUUGAGAAGGAGUCUGUUGAAGCGACGGGAUCAAGCAUGACAAUAGUGGAGACGAAUCCAGACUUUGCAGACCCUGCAGUUCGCAAGCGAUUGCAUGAAGGUGUGAAGCCUCCAGAUCGGAAGCGAAAGUUAGGCCGCCCAACUAAUGCGCGUGAGAAGCCAGGAUAUGAAGUCGGGGUUCAACGAUCUAGGUAUUGCACUGGUUGUCAUACAAAAGGGCACACAAUUACAACCUGUCCGAUGCGUAGCCAUUUGCCAAAAAAACCUAGAAGGGAGGCCACUUGCAGCAAUUGUGGUCUCACUGGUCAUAGGAAGACAAAUUGCAAGGUUUCGUUCCAGGAUGCGCUGGCUGGCAUGUGAGAAUUCUUGUGCUGUACUAGGUAUUGUGCUUGGCUUGAGCACACAUCUUAGUAAAUGUUGUCCCUUGUUAAUAGUGGGGAAGAUGCUAGCUUGUAAUUGUACUGCCCGUCUGGAGUUCAAAAUUUGCUUAAGAUUGAUCUGUCUAGCAAAUUUGUAUCCUUAUCUUCUCUUCAAUGUUACUGAUCACAUGGUAGCUUUUAA